This is a messenger RNA of Ectocarpus siliculosus, 2977 nucleotides long. The record is from the annotation of a GenBank genome assembly. Lineage: Eukaryota; Phaeophyceae; Ectocarpales; Ectocarpaceae.
CGAUGUUCCGGCGCCGCUGUGCCGCGCUCUCCAUCGGCACGUUGCCCGUGUUGCCACGUGGGGUACAAAGCGCUUGCGGCAGAGUCUCGACAGAAUCAGGUUCACCAUCACCUCCAGCAGGUUUAGCUGGCGCAACGGACGCGGACGACCUUUACUGCGCUGUGACUGGGGUAAAAAGGACAAGUUCUCGUAGGUAGAGCCUGGGCCUGCGGUUGCGACUGGCGUUCGCUGAGGCUGGCCAGCUCAUUGUCAGCAGCUCUUGGAGUCUAAGGACGGAGGGGACGUUGUCUUUGAUUUGCAUUUCCGCGAAGCUUAAAGGCGAUCGCGCACGGCAGCUGCAACCAUGAUGGGCGAAAGCGUGGCCGAGUGGCCUCUCUGCAUGCGGAUCGUGCUGUCUCCGCUCCUCCUCCUGUGGUUCGGCACGAGAGUCUACGUCUUGCCCUGCAUCGGGGUGGCGAUGCAAAGGAUGCUCAGGUGCUGCUGCCGCGGCUUCUUGCGGCACGUGUGCUGCGGGUGUGGACUUACCUUCACGGAUACGAGCUUCCCUGCCACGGACAAGUCGAUCGGGAAGGAGCUGACCCACAAGUUUAAGGCGGCUGGCGGCGGGGUGGAGUGGAAGCGUGCUGACCUGAUAAAGGCCCGCGAUGAUGACGAGCCGUUUCACCUCUUCAACAAGGGCGUUAAGGCCGAAGACGUCAAGCAGGGGGCUCUGGGCGACUGCUGGCUGGUUGCUGCGAUGGCGACCCUGGCCGGCACCAUGCCUGGCGCCAUCAAGAAGCUCUUUGGCAACAGCGAACGCUCCUACAGGGGCAAGUACAAGGUGCGCCUCUUCGACAUCACGCAGGACAGGUGGAGGACCAUCACGGUAGACGACAACAUCCCGACCAGGCACGGAAAUCCCAUCUUCGCAAAGCCCAACGGGAAGGAGCUGUGGGUCGUACUCCUCGAGAAGGCCGUCGCCAAGUUCUGCGGCAGCUACUCGAACAUCGCCGGAGGGUUCGAGGCCUGGGGGCUCAAGGUUCUGACGGGGAACCACGUGUGGACGUUCAGGCGCUUGAAAUCGGCUCGACCGGGAAAGCCUGGUCAGUGGAGGCGUUACGAGUUUCUGUUCAAGCCCUCCGCGGACAACAAGCGCGACGCCUCCAGCGUCGGCACCGAGGAGGUCCACGAGAGCGACAAGUUUUGGGGGGUGCUGCUGACGUACGCGCAAGGUCGCAAGGGCGCCAUGUGCUGCAGCAUCACGGGCCCCGUGUCGGAGAGAGUGCGCAAGGACGGGUUAAUCGAGAACCACGCGUACUCCAUCAUGAGGGCCAUCGACAUGCACGGGGAGCAGCUCAUUCAGAUUCGCAACCCGUGGGGCAAGAAGGGGGAGUGGAAGGGGCGCUGGGCGGACGGCACAUCGGAGUGGAAGACUUCCCCGCUCAUCAGUGUCGCCGUGGGGCACGAGAACAACGACAACGACGGUACAUUCUGGAUGUGCUGGGAAGACUUCCGUGAGGUAUGGAUGGAGAUCACAAUCUGCUCGCGCAGCACCGACGCCUCGGACCUCGCCCUCGACGUUCACGAAGACCUGGGGUGCCCCGGCCCGUGCGUCGGUUGCCUGGGCGGAUGCUUUGGGUACUGGUGCCUCUGCCGGGGGUGCAAGCACGUCAUCUGCCCCACGAAGAGCAAGGAGACCACCCGCAAGGGGAGGAAGUGCACCGGCCUCAUCUGCUGCGUCUGAUUGGCCCGGGAGAGAGGGUCUGAUUGGCGUGGGAGAUGGCAUCUGAUUGGCCGGGGAAAGAGAGAGCGUCGGUACUGCUUCUGAUUGGCCCAGGAGAGGGCGUCGUCGCUUCUUCUAUUGGCGAUGGCGCAGGAGGGAGCGUCAUCGCUGCCUCUGAUUGGCCCUGGAGAAAUCGUCUGAUUGGCCCGGAGAGAGCGUCAUCACCGCGUCUGAUUGACCAGGGAGAGAGCGUCGUCGCUGCGUCUGAUUUGCCCGGGUGGACAUGUCAUCUAGGAUUUUAUAUCUGUGUCCCCGUUUGUUGUUAGGCACUACUUAAGGAUGUCCGGCUGGGUCCCACUCCCAACAGCGGUGUGCCGCGAGGUUUAGUAUCGUCCCUGGCGUCCAGAGUAGUUGGAAGUGGGAUGGGAAGUAGAUAGGACGACUGUUAUUUUCGGAGGUUAAUUAGUGUUGAGGAGGCAAUAAGUUGCACGUGUCAGUUUGCGCGCCGCUCGCCGUACGUUGCCCGUGAUCAAGACUAUGCAUACAAAUAAACUGGUUUGUGUCUUGCAAGGUGGCAAGGACUUGGCCGAAUGACAUGAUACCGUGUAUGAAAUGAAUAGCUGGCACAUAUGCAUAUGAAUCGUGUCGUUGCGUUAUCGUGUUUGUGGCAGUAGUGCCGGUAUGUAGCGUUUGUCCUUCCCUUGAUCGUCAUCGUGUGGUUGUAUAGUUGGUAGCAUCUCGUCGGUCUCGAUAGCUGUAUGUUUUUGUCUAAGUUCUCUGUUUUUGAUGGCCAUGCUUGCGGCGAUUUUUUUUUUUUUGCUUCAUCCGAGAUGGGGAGGCAACGAGAGCAGAUCUUCAUUUGUUGCUGCUGCUCUUUCGAUGUGGUUUUGUCCCUCCGCUUUAGCCAGGGAUGCGUGUCAGCCGGACUGCUUUCUUGCUGGAUCGGCUUUUUGUGCUGUGCCCUAUUCUGAUUUCUGGUCGUGGCAAUUUGGUCACCAACACGCAAACCACACAUUCGCCAAAAUAGUGUCAAUCGUAUGUAAUUUAAUCAAUGUUUUUUGCGUCGGGUCGGCGGAUAUUUUGGGGCAGGCUUGUAGGUAUUUGGAUCAGGUCUCCCCACGACGUUUCGGCGUCUGGCCAAGCUUUUGAGGAUUUAUGCGAUGUGUCAGCACGAGAAAUCCAAACGGACUUCUCCCCUCGUAGCUGAUCUGCUGGGUGCUUCUUGGACGGGAUGCUGCCCACUUGGAUAAGUACAAAUUUAUCCGUAUACCGGUU